This is a messenger RNA of Scomber japonicus (chub mackerel), 5888 nucleotides long. It is a transcript of the gene plcb3, whose product is annotated as phospholipase C, beta 3 (phosphatidylinositol-specific). The transcript is spliced from 34 exons. The record is from RefSeq and is a predicted model, not a curated record. Gene Ontology annotation, biological process: lipid catabolic process; phosphatidylinositol-mediated signaling. Bases 616 to 4380 code for a protein of 1254 amino acids. Gene Ontology annotation, molecular function: calmodulin binding; phosphatidylinositol-4,5-bisphosphate phospholipase C activity; calcium ion binding. NCBI's taxonomy places the organism in Eukaryota, Metazoa, Chordata, Actinopteri, Scombriformes, Scombridae.
CACUCUCUCCUCUCAAAAUCCUCUCCUUUUUUUUCGCAGAAAACAUGCAGGGAGGAGAGGAGGAGGAGAAAAGAAGAAACGCGUCGGAGGCGACAAGAGAGAGAGGAAGCAGAGAAAGUUGGUAGAGGAGCAAGAGGGCGAGAGGAGAGGAGAGAAGUGAGGGGUCGACCAGAUGGGAGGAAGGAAGGAAAGGAUCUCUCGGCGGGCUCAAGUGCUCGAUUAAAGGAUUCUGCAUAAAUAAACACUAUCAGAUGAAUCAAAGCCUAUAAUAAAAAAAGAGGAAUUAUAGGCGCGCCACCGUGUUGCGUGGACGCGGACAAGACAGCGGUGGUGCGCGCUGGAACAGCCAAGUCCCGUCUUUCUCUCUCUCUCUCUCUCUGGAUUUCACUCCUCAUGUUAUUUCUUCAAAGUCGCGGGGAGCUUCACUAACUUUUGGUGGAAGUUUGAAGAAAAACUUCCUGUCCCCUCGUCUUUUCAUUGAACUUUCUCCCCGGAAAAGAAGAGGAGCUCCGGGGUGGAAGUGGAGGAAGGAAGAGCUGUUUUGUGCCUUCCGAGGAGUGCAGCUCGCCGUAGCCGGGGUUUAGGCGUUGGCACCCGGACAGGGAGUCCCUCGUCAUGGCCGGGGCCAAGCCGGGAGUCCACGCGCUGCAGCUCAAACCCGUGUCCGUCCACGAAGCGCUGAAGAAAGGGGGCAAAUUCAUCAAAUGGGACGAGGAGCCCAACAGCGGGCCCCCCACCUUGGUAACACUGAGAGUUGACCCAGAUGGAUUCUUUCUGUACUGGACUGGAGGAUCCAACCUGGAGGUGGAGAUUCUGGACAUUAGCACCAUCAGGGACACCCGAACAGGAAAGUACGCCAAGCUACCAAAGGACCACAAGGUGCGGGAUGUGCUCGGAUGCGGUAAGGCUGACAGUGUAGAAGGGAAGCUGGUAACCGUCGUCUAUGGAAACGACCUGGUCAACACCUCCUAUCUCAACUUCCAGGCUAUGCAGGAAGACACAGCUAAGAUUUGGACAGAUGAGCUGUUCACUUUGGCCACAAACAUACUCUCCCAGAAUUCAUCGCGGAACACCUUCCUCCUCAAAGCGUACACUAAGUUAAAGUUGCAGGUGAAUCAGGACGGGAAGAUUCCAGUGAAGAAUAUUCUCAAGAUGUUUUCAGAUAAAAAGAGAGUGGAGACGGCUCUGGAGCAGUGUGGCCUCGUAAAUAACAAGUCAGAGGGAAUAAAGCCAGAUGAUUUAACAUGGGAGGCCUUCCAGAAGUUUCUUGACGCUCUCUGUCUCCGGUCUGAGAUACAAAGCAUCUUUGAAGAAAGUGGGUCCAAGAGGAAGCCGUUCAUCUCUUUGGACCAGCUGACGGACUUCAUCAACCGCAGGCAGCGAGACUCUAGAUUAAACGAGGUGUUGUACCCCCCGCUGAAAAGAGAACAGGUCCGACAGAUCAUGGAGAGAUAUGAGACCAACACCAGCCAGCUGGAGAGAGACCAGAUCAGCGUGCAGGCUUUCAGUCGGUAUUUGGGAGGAGAAGAAAACACCAUUACACCUCCGGAGAGGCUGGACGUAAUCGACGACAUGACUCAACCGCUGUCUCACUAUUUUAUCAACUCCUCACACAACACAUACCUCACGGUGGGUCAGCUGACUGGUCUAUCUUCAGUAGAGAUGUACAGACAGGUGCUGUUGACCGGCUGUCGCUGCGUCGAGCUGGACUGCUGGAAGGGCCGACCGCCAGAUGAGGAGCCCUACAUCACCCACGGGUUCACCAUGACCACUGAGAUACCUUUCAAGGAGGUGAUUGAAGCGAUAGCAGAGAGCGCUUUCAAGACCUCGCCGUACCCCGUCAUCCUGUCCUUUGAAAACCACGUAGAUUCGGCCAAGCAGCAAGCCAAGAUGGCGGAGUACUGCAGGACCAUAUUUGGAGACGCCCUUCUCAUUGAUCCACUGGAGAAAUAUCCGCUGGUCCCUGGGCAAGCACUCCCCUCGCCGCAGGAGAUGAUGGGGAAGAUUCUCAUCAAAAACAAGAAGAAGCACCACCACCGGCCCUCCAGCGGUGGCAGCAUUCGACGCAGAGAGCUGGAGGAGCAGUCGUCGCCUAACAACGACUGCCCUCUGACAGACAUCGAGGGGGGCCAGCUGUUGUCUAAUGGGGAGGAGAAGCUGGCUGAGAGAUUGGUCAAAGACUCAGAGCCUCGCAAGUCCAUCGGAGGUGAGGGAGAGAGCGAGGAGGACGAAGAUGAUGAGCCAGCGACCGAACUGAAAAAACCAAACUCUGAUGAGGGGACAGCCAGCAGUGAGGUGAACGCCACAGAGGAGAUGUCGACCCUCGUCAACUACAUCGAGCCUGUCAAGUUUAAGACCUUUGAGGUGGCAAACAAGAGGAGGAAAUUCUUUGAGAUGUCGUCAUUCGUGGAAACCAAAGGCAUGGACACGCUAAAGAGUUCCCCUAUCGAGUUUGUCGAGUACAAUAAGAAUCAGCUGAGCCGAAUCUACCCUAAAGGAACGAGGGUGGACAGCUCCAACUACAUGCCUCAGCUCUUCUGGAACGUUGGGUGCCAGAUGGUGGCGCUAAACUUCCAGACCCUCGACCUCCCGAUGCAGCUGAACAUGGGGGUGUUUGAGUACAACGGCGGCAGUGGCUACCUGCUGAAACCAGAGUUCAUGAGAAGGACAGACAAACACUUCGACCCUUUCACGGAGAACAUCGUUGAUGGAAUAGUUGCCAAUACUGUCAAGAUUAGGGUGAUGUCAGGCCAGUUCCUGACAGAUAAGAAGGUUGGCGUGUACGUGGAAGUGGACAUAUUUGGACUUCCUGCAGAUACAAAACGGAAGUAUAGAACCAAAACGUCCAAUGGGAAUUCACUGGACCCUGUGUGGGAUGAUGAAAUGUUUGUCUUCAAUAAGAUUGUCCUUCCUACACUGGCCUCUCUGAGGAUAGCAGUGUUUGAGGAAAAUGGGAAGUUUAUUGGACACCGUAUCCUCCCUGUGUCGGCCAUUCGACCUGGGUACCACUACAUCAACCUAAAGAAUGAGUUAAACCAGCCGCUCCUGCUGUCCUCUCUGCUGGUUUGCACUGAGGCUCAGGACUACAUCCCUAAUGAACACCAGGAGUAUGCAGAGGCCCUGACCAACCCCAUUAAACACGUCAGUCAGUUGGACAAGAGAGAGACACAGCUGGCUGUUCUCCUUGAGGACAACAGUGAGCAUGUCCCCAACCAGCCCAAAGAGGGAGAACCCAACAAAGAGAGCGAGGUCAGUCAACUCCCACCCCUCUUCCAAAAUAUGCCCCCCUGCCAAUUGGAGGAUGUCCCUGAUGUCAUCAACUUACCUACGCCAGCACAAAGUCAAAAGGAGGACCUCAUAGCCACAGUCCUGGCAGACAUACAGGUCCAGACUGCAGAGGAGCUGAGGCAGCAGAAAAACUAUAUGAAGACUGCAAAGAAACAUAGCAAAGAACUCAAAGAGCUGCGUAAGAAACACCUUAAGAAGGUGUGGCACCUGAGUAAGGAGCAGAAGAGUCGGAACAGUCAGCUUCAAUCUGACACCCAGAGGAGGCGCAGUCAGAUGGAGAAACAUCUCAAACGGAGCAUCAAGAAAAAUGAGCCUCAGGAGCCAGUGCAGAGGGAGUUGACAGCGUUGGAUCAGGAGCUUGAGAAGCAGGUGGUCCAGCUGAGGGAAUGGCAGAUGAAAGAGCUGCUCAAACUCCGACAGCAACAACACACAGUGGAGAGAGAGAAGCAACAGACACAUCUGCAAGAGGACUUCCAGAAGUUAAAGGAGACGGCCCAUGAAUGCCAAGCAGCUCAGCUCAAGAAGCUCAGGGAGACGUGCGAGAAGGAGAAGAAAGAGCUCCAGAAAAUCCUGGACAGGAAGCGGCAGAACAGCAUCAGCGAAGCCAAGAGCCGUGACAAAGACAAGGCUGAAACGGAACUGAAUGACAUCAACAGAAAACAUAUUCAGGAUUCGGUCACACUAAUCAGAAGACUGGAGGAGGCUCAGACCAGGAGACAGGACAAGGUGAUGCUGAGACAGCGGGAAGUGUUGCAGCACAUAGAUGAGGAAUUUCCACUGCUCCAGUCUCAGUUGGAGAGGGAACAGGAGGAGGAGUAUAAGCGAUUACCAGAGGAAAUCUGCCAGCACCUGCAUUCGGAGCUCCAAAGCAAAGGUCUCCGAAAGGACGCCCUGUUUUCCUCUAUGUCCAAUCAUAGCAGCCCCAGCUCUGGCUCGGGUCCACCCUCCAACUGCUCCACGCCCUCCUUCCCGUCAACGCCCAAUCGAAGCACCUGGAAUAGGAGCCUGGACAAUAGCAAUGCCUCACUGGCCGAUUCCACGUCCUCAUCCGCCACCCCUGUCCUGUCAGAGGGAGAGAUGUCGUUCAGUUAGAAUUAUAACUUGUAAAAAGGAAAAUACAUACAUUCAACUGGGGUCUAUAAUGAUUAUAAUGUGGGAUAGUAAUGAUAUUAAUUAUUUACUAAUUUUAUUCAUUUUUUUAUUACAGACAGUUAUUGUCUACAGAGCUAUAUUAUUUUUUAUUUUGCUGCUGAUGUGUUUUUGUCAGAGGACACAUCAUGCAUUUUGUUGAAUCACAACCAAACUUGUUUUCUUAUUUUAGUUUUUUACAUUUUCUUGUCUCUUUGUCCUGCUUUUAAAGUCAUGUCAUACUGUUUUUUCUUUUCAUUGUUUCCAUUUUUGUCCGGUCAGUAAGUUUUUGCUUCAUGCUUUUAAAACUUUUUGUUCACAACAGCUUUAAGCCCCUUUUUAAGGACUUUUUUUGAAAGCCUCCAGGCUACUUUAAAAGUAAUUCUCACCAAAUUUUGACCUAUGACAUUUCUUCAUACUGACUUUAUGACCUGUGGAGAUGUCUGUGUGCUGCAAAUAAGCCACACACAUUAAUAAUGAGAUACCCAGAGAAAAGAAGGAUAGGUUAUAGAAAUUAGCAUUAUUAAGAAAAGAAGGGUUGAGUCUUUCUUUAUAGAAAAUAUUUAAAAAUCUUAAGUUUUAGUUGUAAUUACAGUAGCUGACAAGCAGGUGGUGUUGUAGACUUGGUUGUUUUUUUAAAUAUAUGCUUUGAGCUGUCCAGUCAUCUUGCCUGAUUAUCCUAUUAUACAGUACCCCAACACACACACACACAAACACACACACACCUGUCUCGCCAGGAUUUGCAGCCCCAUUGUUCAGGAUAAACCUGUGGCCUUUAACCUCCAAUCAAAUCCUGCCAAGGUUGGUUGUGGGGCGGUGAGCAGACAUCCAUCUGGCUAGAAGGAAGUGAUGUAACACUCUCACUUUUUUAAAUGCAUGUGUGAGCAGACAUCACUCUUACACACACACACACACACACACACACACACCAGACACUGCAUUUUCUAAUGAUGUGCUGUAUCGACACACUGCUACAUCUAUCGGUUCAGGAGCCAAAAGUCUUCAAAAUCCUCAUGCCAUUCAAUCUACUCUGUUUAAAAAAACAGAACACAUACACACACACACACACACACACACACACACAACACACUUUAGAGAGGAACCACAGUCAUUUUACAAAUAUCAGAGAUUACCCAACUCUGCGAGGGUAUUUGUGAGUAUGUGGCCAGAACUUAAUCUCUUGAUGAGACAUCUGCUUUCGAGGACAGUAAUACUUCUUACUAAAUGGAAAGAGUCUGAUCAGUUUGUGUGUGUUUGUGCGUCUGUGUCCGUGUGUGUCGGUGCUGGUAGUUUGCCACUUUGGCAGCCUGGAGAAGGACAUCAUAUGUUUAAAACAGCAAAGCAACUGAUUAUGACUUAAAGCUGCACUAUGAAUUAGAUUUUCUCAAUUUUGCCAAAUGAUUCUUGUUUUAGUUUUAGAUAUUGCGCUGCAAAAAGAUCAUGACAGAUUUCUUAAAGUGACCACAGAGCUG